This is a messenger RNA of Anthostomella pinea, 169 nucleotides long. Lineage: Eukaryota; Fungi; Ascomycota; Sordariomycetes; Xylariales; Xylariaceae. The record is from the annotation of a GenBank genome assembly.
AUGUCUCAAUAUCAAUGCACCUAUGCUACCGCCCCGGCGCCGAGGCAAUACUCGCACGGGACGAGCAGUGCCUUCUCCGGGUCUGCCAAGCCCGACGAGGAUUGGACCACGAUCUCAGAUCCUGCUGAGCGUCGAAGAAUACAGAACAGGAUUGCUCAGCGCAACUACC